AAACUAUUCAACCACCAUUACAGCAUUCAUUGUGCAAAUCGCUAGGUCCGUAUACGAAGUGAUUAUGCAACUCUUUUAGCCAUAACACUCUUAUAAGACAAGAAAUAAAGAGAAAAUAUCGGUGGAACUGGAACCGUGAAAGAGAGCAUAAACGUGCCAUUUACUGGUCUCUUCAUCUAUAACAUAUCUGGAGUAAAAUCAAGAAGAUUUAAACGAUGACAGUAGAGAAAAUGAUCAUGGAUCCUCCUGUUGCCGUAAAUCGGCAGACAGGACUUGUCCUUUUGCAAUUAAAAGAAGAAGAGGAAACCCAAAGAAAGGAGUUGUCGAAAUAUCAAAGGCUUUUAAAAAAUGAAGAUGAUGCCAACCUUGAGCUGGAAGCUACGAUCGACGAUCUACGACAACAGACUGAACAUUUACAAGAGCAAAAUCAACAGAACGAUAAGUUUCUAAAAAACUUUCAUGAUGAAAGCGGAGGCUCUGUCCAACGAAGGUCUGAGCUUCGUGAAAAGAUUAAAGUACUAGAAGAUUCAGUUCUCAGUUACCAUUCUUCCUUAAAGCAAGAUCAAGCACAAUUGAAAGCGAUAUUACAGGAAAGGGAUUUGGCAAAGUCAAUUGCACAGAAGUUGCAGACAUCUCUUAACGUUUUACAAUCACAGAGUAAUCCGCAACUAAUUCAGGACCUCUUAAGUGAGACGAAGGACUGUAAAUCAUCGGUUAUUGACCAAGUCGGCCAGAGUGCCGACCUACUUCAUCACUACGGUGAUAUCUCGAAUCGUAUGGAGAAAAUGUACACAUCUCUUGUAGAUACCAGUCGUGCUCACCGCGUCGCUCUCACCGAUGCUACCAAAUCGUACACUUACUUGUUUGACUCCAACCUUACUAAUACUAGACAUAAAGCAGAAGACAUUUCUGAUUCUGUUGAGAAAUUCCUUUCAAAACAACUACCUUCAUUACAAAGCGACUUUAUCGACUAUAAGUCUUUGAAAGACUUCUCUGGUUAACCACAUUCGUCAGUCAUAUAUAUAUAUAAUUUAUUUUUAUAUCCUCCCUUCGUUUUACUUAGAUUAAUGACUACCAUUCAAAAACUUGAUUCCUUUUCUACCGAAG
This is a messenger RNA of Schizosaccharomyces cryophilus OY26, 1107 nucleotides long. RefSeq lists its product as uncharacterized. NCBI's taxonomy places the organism in Eukaryota, Fungi, Ascomycota, Schizosaccharomycetes, Schizosaccharomycetales, Schizosaccharomycetaceae. The coding region runs from base 216 to 1001 and encodes 261 amino acids. The transcript has a single exon. The record is from RefSeq and is a predicted model, not a curated record.